Molecule: messenger RNA, 1260 nt
Organism: Agrilus planipennis (emerald ash borer)
Lineage: Eukaryota; Metazoa; Arthropoda; Insecta; Coleoptera; Buprestidae
Gene: ste14
Product: protein-S-isoprenylcysteine O-methyltransferase
Exons: 4
Coding region: 91-957 (288 amino acids)
Biological process (GO): C-terminal protein methylation
Cellular component (GO): endoplasmic reticulum; membrane
Molecular function (GO): protein C-terminal S-isoprenylcysteine carboxyl O-methyltransferase activity
Source: RefSeq, a predicted model, not a curated record
GGUUAUGUUGUGUUGUGAAUGUUCUGGAUAUAAGCACACGCACAAAAUUAGUAUUUUGUGAUGUAAAUUUCUAGUCUGUUCAUUUUGAAAAUGCUAUGUUAUGUAGGGAAAGUGUCUUUAUGCUGUUAUCUUGUAACAGCAGUUAUAUUUUCGGUUUUGUUUCUCAAUGGAGUUACUUUACAGUUUCUAAGAAACAUUUGGGGGGGUCUUAUCAUAGGCCCUGCUCUGUAUUUUGUUGUAGUGAAUUUGUUAAUAAAGAAUAUUUAUAGGAAAAAUUUUCAAGAUUCAUAUCAGGUUGCCGUAAGGGCUUGUUUUUUAGGAUUUGCCUUUGCUCUUGGCAUUUAUGUACAUUUGCUUGCACCAUGUAAUAUAAAAGUAUUUGGGUGGUAUAUGGGUGUGAUGGCUACUUUUCAUUAUAGUGAAUUUUUAGUAAUGGCCAUUAUUCAACCAAAACUGGUUACAGUAAAUUCCUUUGUAAUCAAUCAUAGCAUGCAGUACACAAUUGCUGCUGUGUCCUCAUGGAUUGAAUUUGCCAUAGAGACUUAUUUCUUUCCUGACCUCAAGACCAUGUAUUGGUUUUCCUUAUUAGGAUUAACAAUGUGUAUAUUAGGCGAUUUGUUUAGAAAGGCAGCAAUGUUAACUGCAAAGUCUAAUUUUAAUCAUUUGGUAGUCUGUGAAAAAUCUGAAGAUCAUGUAUUAGUUACACAUGGUGUAUAUGCCUUAUGCAGACAUCCUAGUUAUGUAGGAUGGUUUUAUUGGAGCAUAGGAACUCAGAUUAUUCUAGUCAAUCCUUUUUGCAUAGCAGCAUAUACCAUAGUUAGUUGGUUGUUCUUUAAAGAAAGGAUCCUUAUUGAAGAAAUAACACUCCUUAACUUUUUUGGGGUACAAUACUGUGAAUAUCAGGAACGAGUAGGAACAGGAAUUCCUUUUGUACAAGGCUAUCUUUGUGAUCUUUAACCAUUACUGGUAACAGUUAUUUAAGAAGUUGUUGGUAAAUAGAACUUCCUUAGUGAAACAUACAUUGUUUGUACAAUACUUUCAAUAUUUAUAAUGUCAGUAUCAUGACAAAGUAUUUUCACUAUGUGAAAAUUCGUCAAAGAAAACUGGUCACUUUUGUGCCAAAGUUGUAGGUAAGCCAUCUUUUAACUGAAAGGUUAAUAAUAAAAUAGUAAUUGUGUUAUUGAUAGUAAAGAGUAUUUUUAUAUAAUUGCCCUAAUGUUUGAUAUUUUAGUAAGUUUUGGAAAUAUAUUUUAAAUUUAG